Molecule: messenger RNA, 5780 nt
Organism: Homarus americanus (American lobster)
Lineage: Eukaryota; Metazoa; Arthropoda; Malacostraca; Decapoda; Nephropidae
Product: serine-rich adhesin for platelets-like
Exons: 6
Coding region: 1-5631 (1876 amino acids)
Source: RefSeq, a predicted model, not a curated record
AUGAUUAAGUGGCUGCGUGGCCUAGUGAACCAUGGUGGAUCCACUGAAUCCCCCAGUGCUAAGGCUUCAGAAAAGAAGAAAGUGAAAACUGAGGACCCCCAUGGCCCAGCCAUGAGAGCCCAGCUGCCACACACACCCCCUGGCCAGCAGUUGGUAUCACAGGAAUCUGACAAGCUGCUAACAUUAGGGGAGAGUAUUGUCAAGGGGACAGAUAUCCAGGAAUCUGAUGUUAGAAAUCCUCACAGCACAGCUAACACCAACAUCAUCCUCACAGCUAACACCAACAUCAUCCUCACAGCUAACACCAACAUCAUCCUCACAGCUAACACCAACAUCACACCAACAUCAUCCUCACAGCUAACAUCCUCCACACAGCUAACACCAACAUCAUCCUCACAGCUAACACCAACAUCAUCCUCACAGCUAACACCAACAUCAUCCUCACAGCUAACACCAACAUCAUCCUCACAGCUAACACCAACAUCAUCCUCACAGCUAACACCAACAUCAUCCUCACAGCUAACACCAACAUCAUCCUCACAGCUAACACCAACAUCAUCCUCACAGCUAACACCAACAUCAUCCUCACAGCUAACACCAACACCACGACCAAAUUUGACACCAACAAAACCAUCAUCAUUGCUCACAAAGCUGGCACCAGAAACAACCUUGAAUGAGUCAGUAACAAACAAUGGUCAAGAAAAUUAUGAUUUAAAAACUGACAUCAAGGAAAAUAGACUAGAGACUGGCUCAGGCUUGAUGAAUGGCCAAGUAAAUGAUCUCAGUUUGCUUGAGACUGCACCAAAGUCAGCUAAUGCCGAUGUAGAGGAUCCUAACAUAUGCACUAAUCCUUACCCCUGUUGCUACCAUUCCACCUGUGUGUAUUGUUACAGUGGACAGUUAUGUACCGUGCUGGGAGAGCGUUACAUUUUAUCACGGCUAGAGGGAGUGUUGGUACUAGUCUUCAUUGUUUUAAAAACAUCUAGUGACCAAACAUCAUUCUGCAGAGUAUUAUGGAAAGGGGAUAAUCCCAUUCCACUGUCACAAGUUCCAGAUGGUACCCGAGUUCACUUUGAUGCCAUCACCUCCCCCAGCAAUGAGCGUCUACAAGCAGUGGUCAUCUGGCAAGACAAGAAACCCACCAUAUGUGUUGAACCCGAUGAUGACCAGACGUUCGUGAUUAUCGAUGGUCGGGGUUUUGUUUGUGAAACAGAUUUUGUGGACACUGUUAAAAGAAGUAUCAGGGUGAGGUUUGAUGGUGAUUUAGUUGAUGCAGAAGUUUGUAAGGAUGUUUUAUUUAUGAAUGGAGAGAAAUCAGAGAUGACUCAACUAUGUAACAAUGAUUUGCAUGUUGUGUAUGCUACAGUAUUCAAGUUAUUAAAUGGUGACAUGGGUGGCAGUGUGAGUUAUGUGUGCACAUGUCUGUGGACUGGGCAGAGGCCUCCAAUAAAUAAAUUGCCCAUGAAUUUUCAACGAAGAAAGAGCUACGUUAAAAAAUCACAUGGCUUUUAUGUAGAAGCAAAUAGCAAGUUUACACUGUAUUGUGAUAUAGUGUCCACUCUGAGCAUAUCAAAAGAUAUUUGUAAACUGUCAGUGACAAUUGAUGACAGCAAGAUGUUACUGCUAUGUACAAGAGAACAAAUAUACACAAAUAUUAAGUGUAAAGUAAUUCUGAACUCAAAAGAAAUUUCAAAGGCACAUAUAUUAAAACGAGAGAAUAAGAAUGGAAUAAUCUCAUGGGCUGUGGUGAUGUUAAAUCUUUCCUUACCCUCAAGUACAGUGGGGAGUUCAUGUGUUCAGACAGAAGCACAAGCUAAAGAACAAGUGGCAGGGGAGGAAAUUAAUGGACACCCAAGGAAUUCAAAAAGACAAGGUAAAGAAAACACGGAGAUCAAUUUUACAGAAACAAAUGAUUUUUUGCUUGACAGUACUAAAAUAAAACCAAAAACAAGCACCAGCAGCCUGACUAGUCAAGAGAGGCCACAGACCAGUAGCACCAGCAGCCUUACUAGUCAAGUGAGGCCACAGACCAGUAGCACCAGCAGCCUUACUAGUCAAGUCAGGCCACAGACCAGUAGCACCACCAGCCUCACUAGUCAAGUGAGGCCACAGACCAGUAGCACCAGCAGCCUUACUAGUCAAGUGAGGCCACAGACCAGUAGCACCAGCAGCCUUACUAGUCAAGUGAGGCCACAGACCAGUAGCACCACCAGCCUCACUAGUCAAGUGAGGCCACAGACCAGUAGCACCAGCAGCCUCACUAGUCAAGUGAGGCCACAGACCAGUAGCACCAGCAGCCUUACUAGUCAAGUGAGGCCACAGACCAGUAGCACCAGCAGCCUCUUUAGUCAAGUGAGGCCACAUACCAGUAGCACCAGCAGCCUCACUAGUCAAGUGAGGCCACAGACCAGUAGCACCAGCAGUCUUACUAGUCAAGUGAGGCCACAGACCAGUAGCACCAGCAGCCUCACUAGUCAAGUGAGGCCACAGACCAGUAGCACCACCAGCCUCACUAGUCAAGUGAGGCCACAGACCAGUAGCACCAGCAGCCUUACUAGUCAAGUGAGGCCACAGACCAGUAGCACCACCAGCCUCACUAGUCAAGUGAGGCCACAGACCAGUAGCACUAGCAGCCUUACUAGUCAAGUGAGGCCACAGACCAGUAGCACCACCAGCCUCACUAGUCAAGUGAGGCCACAGACCAGUAGCACUAGCAGCCUUACUAGUCAAGUGAGGCCACAGACCAGUAGCACCACCAGCCUCACUAGUCAAGUGAGGCCACAGACCAGUAGCACCAGCAACCUUACUAGUCAAGUGAGGCCACAGACCAAUAGCACCACCAGCCUCACUAGUCAAGUGAGGCCACAGACCAGUAGCACCACCAGCCUCACUAGUCAAGUGAGGCCACAGACCAAUAGCACCACCAGCCUCACUAGUCAAGUGAGGCCACAGACCAGUAGCACCAGCAGCCUUACUAGUCAAGUGAGGCCACAGACCAGUAGCACCAGCAGCCUCACUAGUCAAGAGAGGCCACAGACCAGUAGCACCAGCAGCCUCACUAGUCAAGUGAGGCCACAGACCAGUAGCACCAGCAGCCUCACUAGUCAAGUGAGGCCACAGACCAGUAGCACCAGCAGCCUUACUCGUCCCAAUACCAUUAAACCUAAUUUAGGUUACUUAACAUGUGGAGUUGUUAAAACUCAUUCUGAUAUGAUCAUUGUAAGGGCUUUGGGAAAUUUUAUAUUGGUUUUCAAGAGAGACUUAUUCAUAAACAAGGAGAAAGUUGGUAAAGCUAUAAGUUUGACAACAGAACUAAAGAAGUUUAAAUGUUUAGGGGUAAUAUUUUAUAAAAAUCAAAAGCCCAUAGAAGUCUGGGGACAUAAGGUUAGACAUAUUGCUGUCAUAGCUUGGGCAGGCAAAAAACCUGAUACUGCAGAUGAUAUUGUUGAAGCUUGGAAACCUCAGCCAAUUAAGAUGUGGCAACCUGAAUAUGACUUCAGCUAUUCAAAAGUACCUGGAGAAAAUACACCUGUCAAGCAUGAAAUAUUUGAGGCUUCAUGUAACAUUGUCAGUGUUAGCAGAGGCACUGGAAGAGUUGUGGUCCGUAGCAAACAUAUAGAAGGAGGUACUGGAGAGGCAGUAGUAAGUCUCUCUAACAUGUACCUGGAUAGACAACCAGUUACCAAGACACAACUUGAAACCUAUCCUUCAAGUCUGGCAUGGAACUGCUUAUUUGGCCAUUCUUCGCUUAAAACAAAAGAUGGAAAAUCCAGGUAUGUUGUAACUUUGGCAUGGAGAGGAGGGAAGCCAAAUUCAUAUUCUUCUUCGUCCUUAAAGGAUGAGGAGACUUCUCUCCUGCACUCUAGAAGCAUAAACAAUAUCAGCAGUCAAGUGUGGACACAGACCAGUAGCACCAGCAGCCUCACUAGUCAAGUGAGGCCACAGACCAGUAGCCUCGCUAGUCAAGUGAGGCUACAAACUAGUAGCACCAGCAGCCAUACUAGUCAAGUGAGGCCACUAACCAGUAGCACCAGCAGCCUCAGUAGUCAAGUGAGGCCACAGACCAGUAGUGACAAUAAUAAUGUUUCUGUUCAAAAGGCUUUAGAAUAUAUGACAUGUAUCAUGAUUGAAGCUCAAGCUUGCAUGGCCAUCCUAAGAGCUACAGAGAAAUUGAUACUGGUUUUCAGGGAAGACUGUUUCAUACACAAUGAGCAACUUGAUGACUCGGCAAAUUUGAAAGAUGUGCUACAAAGGCUCGAUGCUUUUGGAGCAUUAAUUUAUGAAGCUAAGCAUCCCAUGGAGAUCUGGGGUCACACAGUAAAAUAUAUUUCAGUAAUGGCAUGGUUCGGCAAAAAACCAACUGCUGCAGGUGAAAUUGUCAAAACUUGGAAUCUUCAGUCUGAUGCAUUGGAGCAUCAUAAAUACAAAUCUCUUUUGUCAAAAAUGCGAAAAAAUAUGCCUGUCAAGUAUUUAACCCAUCAAGCCAGCUGUACAAUUGUCAAUGUCACUCGGAGAACUGGAACAGUUAAGGUCCGUAGCAAAUAUGUAGAAGGAGGUACUGGAGCGGCAGUGGUAAGUCUCGAUAACAUGUACCAAGAUGGAUUACCAGUUAGCAAGAAAAAGGUCGAGUCAUCACCCUCAGGUCAGAUAUGGCACUGCUUGUUUCAGCAAAAUUCUUCACACAAAGCAAAUAGUGGACAACCCAAGUUUGUAGUAACUCUUGCAUGGCAAGGAAAAAAGCCAAUUUCAAGUUCUUCACCUUCAAAAGUCGGGGAGACUCGGCUCUGCCACUCCAGUAGCACCAGCAGCCUUACUAGUCAAGUGAGGCCACAGACCAGUAGCACCAGCAGCCUCACUAGUCAAGUGAGGCCACAGACCAGUAGCACCAGCAGCCUUACUAGUCAAGUGAGGCCUCAGACCAGUAGCACCAGCAGCCUCACUAGUCAAGCGAGGCCACAGACCAGUAGCACCACCAGCCUUACUAGUCAAGUGAGGCCUCAGACCAGUAGCACCAGCAGCCUCACUAGUCAAGCGAGGCCACAGACUAGUAGCAACAGCAGCCUCACUAGUCAAGCGAGGCCACAGACUAGUAGCAACAGCAGCCUCACUAAUGAAUGUGAGGAACAACCUAGGAGAAAGAAUCGAAAGCGUAAUAAAAACAAAACUUCAGUUGAAGCAACAAAUGUUGGAACCGAGGUGACAAAAGACAGACAGCCAAGAUCUGCUGCCAAGGGACGAAUUACAGAUCUUCAUUCUUUUCAUGGACAAUUGCAAAUCAACAAUGGCAGUACCUUGUACUUUUCUCGUGAUCACUGCUAUCUAUAUGGUCUGCGUUUACACCAGGUGGAGCUCUGGUACAUCCUCACUCUUGGUAUGGAGGCUGAGUACGAGUUGAGUGCAGAUGCAGCAGGUACACAAAGAUUGUUGGGUGUGUGGGUGGAGGGCAAGGAACACCCUCCACCUGCCACUCUUGGCUCACUACUGACCUCCUGGUGUCUUCAGAACAGUGUUCCACAUACUGCUUCACAAAUUUUGUUCACUGAAGCAGAAUCAUUAUCACCAAAUUUGUUUCCAACGACUGGAGAUGAUGGAGACAUGGAGACAGUGAAUAUUGGGCAAGACUGUAGCUAGCAGGAUAGCAAAAGUGGUUCCACACUGGUGGCCGAGCUCCUAGCCACACACCACAACUCCGUCCUCUUCUUCGAGCCUCUCUCUAACCCUCAAAUGAAGCCUUGCCUCCUGAACGGUACUUGUGUUAAGGAAUAUAUAUCCAGCAUCUU